AUGAUGCGUAUUCUCAAAGCUCUGAAUGGCUCGUUCAAUACUCAAAUAGCACCGUUUGAAUGGUAUCGUCUCGGUCGUAAACGGGUGAUUCUCAAAAAUGCGAAAAAGUACAAAAUGACACUCAAAACCGAGGUUAGUUUCUGGAUAACAUCGUUGUUAACCGGUGCUUCAUUGCAGAUGAGACACUCUCCGCUUCCUCUCAUCAAAAGCUCUCUAGCGGCCACGUUUUCUAGGGAAGCUGCCAACUUCAUGAGUAAGAGCGAGGUAGUGCAAGAGCAGUUCCGUUUCCUCAAAGGGACUUACUGCGCCGACGAAUCGUUCUGGGGCACGAUUGCAGGACAUCCUCACCUUCUCCCUAUGCCCGGCGGAUUCGAUGCCAGGAACUUUUUGCAACGGGAAUAUGGUGGAGCCAGACGGCGCCGUAUUCAUGGUGAUCCAUGGACCGCCCCGCCCAUCGCAAAGUCGUGGAACGCCACCACAGAAACAGUGAUAGACUCGUACGCCAUUUCACGCCAUCAACAAUGGGUGAUUGAGACAAACUCGCUGUGUAGAGGUGCGAAUUAUUAG
Molecule: messenger RNA, 567 nt
Organism: Cooperia oncophora
Lineage: Eukaryota; Metazoa; Nematoda; Chromadorea; Rhabditida; Trichostrongylidae
Source: the annotation of a GenBank genome assembly